UCGUCUUCCAAUCAAUCUUACCAAGCUUCCCGCGGCUGGUCUCAUCUAGACAAGACAAGCGUUUUGAUCUCAGUGUUAUUAGUGCAGCUAGUUUCUAGUGUUUUCCAGUAUUGAAAUUUCCUAGUAUCGUUAGAGUACACAUAGUUUUCCAUCCAAUUUAUUCGCCAUAAUGAAAAUCCUGAUCAUCUUCGCCUUUAUCGCCGCUGCCAGUGCCGCUCCCGGAUUGUACGGAGGCGGAUUCGGAUACGGUGACCAUGGAUUCGGAUAUGGUGGAUACGGUGGCCAUGGAUUCGGAUACGGCGGAUACGGUGGACAUGGAUUCGGUCUGGCUGCCGCUCCGGUGGUGAAAUACGCAGCGCCAGCUCCAAUCAUUCAUGCUGCCCCAGUGGUAGCCGCACCCGUUAUCAAAGCUGCCGUUCCGGCGGCCACCAGCUAUGCCACCAUCCACCAGGUGCAUAGCCCGGUCGUUGCGGCAGCACCUGUCGUUAAGUAUGCCGCUCCGGCUCCUGUAGUCUCGUACGCGGCUCCAGUGGUUAAGUAUGCGGCUCCAGCCAUCGUUCAUGCCGCUCCCGCCAUCAAGUACGGAGGAUAUGGAGGAUACCACGGAUGGUAAGCGACCCCGGGCGACCACAGAGCUGCCAAAGAUUUCGAACAGACGACCAACAACUAAAAAACACCGCCAGUGCUCAGACUACGCCGCAACUUAUAGGAACGAAAUGGAGGAAGAAUCUCUCUGUAUCUAACCAGCUGUAACCACAACACGCUGUCUACCGCUCUAUUUUAUGUUUUUUUCUACGAUUACUUCAUUGUUAUUUUUUAUGUUCAUUAUUCGCCAUCCUUCUCAUACUGACGGGAGGAAGACUCCCUCUGGUUGUUUCUAAGGUUAGUCAUUCCGAUGUUAUGUUUUCGCCAGGAGAAAUAAAACAUGUUGAAUCAAAAACACA
Molecule: messenger RNA, 944 nt
Organism: Toxorhynchites rutilus septentrionalis
Lineage: Eukaryota; Metazoa; Arthropoda; Insecta; Diptera; Culicidae
Product: cuticle protein 16.5-like
Exons: 2
Coding region: 170-613 (147 amino acids)
Source: RefSeq, a predicted model, not a curated record